CAAAAAAUCUGAUUAUAAUAGUAAACGUUAGAAAGUUUAAAACGGUGACGGAGUAAAAGAAUUAAAGAGAGUGAUGACGAACCAGAUAGAAUUGUUUUAGCAAAGGCAUCCAACAAUGGAUAAACCCUUUUCAGCAAACAACCAUUGAUAAACCCUAAGCUUCCAAAACCACUCAUCUAUGGCUAUGUCGUCAUUUCACUUACUUCCUCUAUCUUUUGCUUUAGCUCACCACAAACUAUCUUCUCCGUUACUAUUCCAGAACAAUUUUCAACUCUUCGACCCACAUUCUUCACUUCAGUUCUUCAAUUCACACAAGUUAAACCCACCUAGAGCUUCCACCAGUGAUGACACUAAUGGAGCCAUUCAAACCAAACAACCCUCUCGCCGAGGCAGAAAGAAGGGAUCCACUUCUUCUUCAUCUUCAGAGUCUUCUACAAAGAAGACAAGGCGUUCGAGAAAAAGCCAAGCUGAGAAUGACCAAGUUUCAGACUCUGAGCUUGAGGAUUACGACGAUGGGAUUGAUAUCCCGUACGACGAUCCUCCUUUGAUCUGCUGUUUCGGUGCAGCACAGAAGGAGUUCGUGCCGACGGUUCGUGUUUCCGAUAACCCAAUGGACCCGGAUAUUUACUCAGAGUGGAAAAUGCUCCAAUGGGACCCGCCGGAGUUUGUCAGGGCCCCAGGUGGGCCACCGUCAAAUGUGGCGAUUUCCCACGUGAGGCUCGGUGGCCGGGCGGCGUUUAUGGGGAAAGUCGGGGAGGACGAAUUUGGGGAAGAGCUUGUUUUGAUGAUGAAUCAGGAGAAGGUUCAAACACGGGCUGUGAAGUUUGAUUCGAAGGCAAGGACUGCUUCUUCUUACAUGAAGAUUAAGUUUGAGGAUGGGAAAAUGAAGGCUGAGGUUGUCAAAGAGUCUGCCGAGGAUUCUCUGCUUACCUCCGAAUUGAACCUUUCUGUGUUAAAAGAGGCUAGAAUAUUCCACUUUAAUUCAGAAGUCCUAACAUCUUUGCCCAUGCAACGGACUCUUUUCAAAGCAAUUUCAUAUUCCAAGAAGUUUGGGGGCCUUGUGUUUUUUGAUCCAAAUUUGCCUUUGCCUCUAUGGAGUUCACGCGAUGAGACAUGGGAAUUCAUUAAGAGAGCCUGGAAUGAAGCAAACAUAAUUGAGGUCUCGAGGCAAGAGUUGGAGUUUCUUCUAGAUGAAGAGUAUUAUGAGAGAAAGAGAAAUUACAGGCCUCAAUAUUAUUCUGAAAACUUUGAGCAAACCAAGAACCGGAAAGAUCACCACCAUUAUACUCGUGAAGAAAUAUCUCCCCUAUGGCAUGAUGGACUCAAGUUUUUGUUUGUGACAGAUGGGACGCUUCGAAUCCAUUAUUACUCACCAACAUUCGAUGGUGUCAUAGCUGGAACAGAAGAUGUUCUCAUUACCCCAUUCACUUGUGAUAGGACGGGUUCUGGGGACGCUGUUGUAGCUGCAAUUAUGAGAAAGCUAACAACUUGCCCGGAGAUGUAUGAAAAUGAAGAUACAUUGGAGAGGGAGCUGAGGUUUGCAGUUGCAGCAGGGAUUAUAUCACAGUGGACUAUUGGUGCUGUGAGAGGUUUCCCCACAGAGAGUGCCACACAGAAUCUCAAGGAGCAAGUUUAUGUUCCUUCAAUGUGGUGAACUGAAUUACAUUGCGGUUCUGAAAAUGGUAUGUGUUUUGUCCAGUUGUUGUGAUACAAAACAAAGUAGUGGUGAGAUUUGUAAAAUUUUGAUGAUUUUAUUUUAUCCAACCAAAGAUUGUUUAUCUGAUUCAGUAAAUAUAUCUUCUUCCAACUC
Cannabis sativa is the source of this 1810-nucleotide messenger RNA. RefSeq names its product fructokinase-like 1, chloroplastic. Gene Ontology annotation, molecular function: kinase activity. Bases 179 to 1654 code for a protein of 491 amino acids. Gene Ontology annotation, biological process: plastid transcription; chloroplast organization. The transcript has 2 exons. Gene Ontology annotation, cellular component: chloroplast nucleoid. NCBI's taxonomy places the organism in Eukaryota, Viridiplantae, Streptophyta, Magnoliopsida, Rosales, Cannabaceae. The record is from RefSeq and is a predicted model, not a curated record.